Messenger RNA from Oncorhynchus nerka (sockeye salmon), 3022 nucleotides. RefSeq names its product Nicalin-1-like. Gene Ontology annotation, cellular component: endoplasmic reticulum membrane. Gene Ontology annotation, biological process: regulation of signal transduction. The record is from RefSeq and is a predicted model, not a curated record. Bases 153 to 1808 code for a protein of 551 amino acids. NCBI's taxonomy places the organism in Eukaryota, Metazoa, Chordata, Actinopteri, Salmoniformes, Salmonidae. The transcript is spliced from 16 exons.
ACGAGGUGUCUUGAGCCUUCUCCCUUAGGAGGCUAGUCUAUGUCCACGCUGCGAGGAGGUGUGGAGAGAACUCGCUGUCCGUCCACCGAGAGAGCCUAGGAGACAGAUUUCUGUGUCAGGACAGUAAGGAGAUCUCAUCAGGACGUGGAGCCAUGCUGCUGAGAAUUUUGCCCCGAGCGGCUGCACUGCUCAUGCUGUGUGUUCAGCUCCUGCAUGCCUCUGUGCUGCCUACUGUAUCCUCCUACGAGUUCACUGCCUAUAGGAUGCAGCAGUAUGCCAUUCAGCAGGAAAAACAUGGUUGUCGCGGUGCCAUCGUGCAGGCGGAGGCCCGCUCAGCAGACGAACCAGUGUUAACACGACGCUGUGUCAUCAUGAAGCUGCCGGACUUCACCGUGGAGCGAUACUUUGAGGCCCUGAGGCAGAGCGCUGCCGCUGUACUCCUCCUGCUACCCAAAAACAUGUCCGCUGUCCCCCAGGACAUCAUACAGACCUUCAUGGUGAGUGAGAGCGAAGCGUUGUUAAAGGAUACCAUCAUGCCUGUGUACGUGACCCCGGAGGACGAGCAGCUCCUUUAUAUGUACGAAGAGGUCAAGCACGCCGCAGCCUCUCGCACCUCCUCUAUACUGGUCCGAGUGUUCCGUAGUAUGGUCACAGCCACCGUAUUUCAGAUUCUAGUGAGCAACACCAACCCCAUCAAGCCCAUCACUGACAGUACAAUCAUUACUCUGGAGGGUGUACUUCCUGGUGCUGGAGAGGAUGCGCCCACCAUCGUUAUCACGGCCCACUACGACUCCUACGGCCUUACUCCAUGGCUGUCAUAUGGAGCAGACUCCAACGGUAGUGGAGUCAUCAUCUUGCUUGAGCUGGUCCGUCUUUUCCAGAAACUUUAUAGCAACCCCCACAGCCAGCCUGCAUACCAUCUUCUUUUCUCCCUGACUGGCAGUGGAAAGUAUAACUUCCUGGGUACCAAGAGGUUUAUAGAGGAGAAUAUGGAUCAUGCCGAGACCAGCCUUCUCCAUGACAAUGUGGCGUUUGUUCUGUGUCUGGACACGCUGGCCAAUGGGGACGACGUGUUCCUGCACGUGUCCCGCCCCCCCAAACCUGGCACCCCUCAGCAUGCCUUCGUACAACAUCUGGAGCAGGUAGUUUCUUCCCGGUUCCCUUGGGUGAGGUUUGGGAUGGUCCACAAGAAGAUCAACUUGGGGGAGUCCACUGUUUCCUGGGAGCACGAGCGCUAUGCCAUGCGCAGGAUACCAGGCUUCACGCUGUCUCACCUGGAGGACCCCAAAUCUGAACUCAGAGGCUCCAUCCUGGACACUGUGUUGCACGUGGACUUGAGGAAGAUGAAGCGCAAUGCCAUCAUUAUUGCAGAAUCGCUAGCUCGGUUUAUGUAUAAUCUCUCUGACAAGGGUUCCCCAAAAGACAUACAGGUCUUCAAGGGCCAAAUGGAGUUUCAGGACAGUCGCAUGUCUAGCCUGAUGUCCUUCCUGACGUCCAUCCCACGGGCAACACAGCUGGAUAAGGAUCCCAAACACACCAUACUGGUGAACACUCUGGAACAUGAGCUGAGGUACUAUCUGCACCAGGUCCACAGACACACCUUCCGCCAAGACAAGAGGGAUCCUGAACUGACCUUUUUUGACCAAAUGGAGCAACCAAUGAUGAUGUAUAGGAUUAAGCCAGCAGCCUUUGACCUCUUCCUUGGGGGCUGUAUAGCUGCUUACCUGGCGAUAGUCUACUAUGCCAUCGAGAAUUGUGGAUAUCUCUACACCAAACUGAAAGCAGCUGUGAAGUCCAAACAGAAGUAAGGCUGUGACCAAUGCUUUGAAGACCUGGAAGUCAGAGUUGUUUUUUUUUAGGUCCAAUGGAAAAUACUUUUGUGCAAGAACUGACACUGAAUAGGGAUUUGUGUAGGCCAUAUACUGCAUUUCUGUUUGAAACUAUCUCAACUGAACAAGCCCAUGGGGCAUUGUUGAAAAGGUUAUUUAAAAAAUAAUUUGUUGUCCAUGUUAAUGGUGACAACAACAAAAAAUGUCACCAAUUUGUAUGAAAUGCAUUUUGUUACUUUUACGGUUGUUUUAAAUCAACAGAAACCCUCUGAAUGACAUGAACUGUUUGUUUUAUUUUCAAAAGUUUAGCUUUUUCUAUUAAUAACAUUUCUAGCUAGAUUUGGAAUUAUCGUAUAUAGAAAAACUCUCAGCCGGAGCCAUCUUUAAUUCUUUAAUGCAUCUUAUUUUUGUUUUUCUAAAGAGCAAUGAACUGCACAUUGCAUAACUUCAAGCCCCCGUCAUGCUAUGGGACUGUGCACCCCCUAGCGUAUGUAUUUUUCGUAUGACACUGUUGUUGAAUAUCCUUGAAUGUCCUCUGUAGUUUUCGAUAAACUUGUGAUCACACCUCAGUGGUUGAGAUAAAGAGCGUUAGCAAAAUCUCUGUGUCAUUACUCUUGCUAAAUAACUAAAGCAAGUCAUUCAAGUGUAUCAAACUACCUUUCCAACGUGAAGGCCGUGCCCUAGAGUUGUUUUACUUUCACAGGCUCGGCUACACUUAUUUGAAAGGACAUGCGAGCCUACAAAGAAGAACAACAAACUUCUAGACACGUGGAUCAGCCAGACACAGCAUCUUCUAGAAUGUUGGCUAAUGAUCAGUGCCAACAUGAGGGAGUGGAGAAGAAGACUAGACUAGAGGAUUGAUUUAGCAGUAAUUGUAGGAUUGUAAUUUAUAUCAAUUAACUCCUGUUUACUUGCCUGAAAAGAUGCCCAUGUUGAGUUUAUUACAGUUGCUAAUAGCUAGGCUUUUUGCUGGGGAUAAAUGGGGGUUGGACGGAUACUGUGGGGUUUGCAAUAAGGCACAAUGUGUUAAAUGUCUGUACCCCACUUAAAUAAUGUGGAACACUAGGCUGGACAGUGGGAGCAGCAAGGCAUUAGUGUGGUACUAAACUAAAUCUCCCUCCUUGCUUGGCAGGUAGUGAUGCAAAGUAACUAAGUAAAAAUAAGUGAGUAAUUUUUGUUGUUGGGUGGUGUGU